Messenger RNA from Tachysurus fulvidraco (yellow catfish), 2357 nucleotides. Its product is annotated as interleukin-17 receptor A. The record is from RefSeq and is a predicted model, not a curated record. Gene Ontology annotation, molecular function: interleukin-17 receptor activity. Bases 7 to 1773 code for a protein of 588 amino acids. Lineage: Eukaryota; Metazoa; Chordata; Actinopteri; Siluriformes; Bagridae. The transcript is spliced from 11 exons.
UUCAGGAUGGUUUAUUCUACCUGUGCUGCAUUAGUCUUACAUUUUCAAAAGAUGAUUUUUGAAUGUUUGUUGCUCUCAGGUGUAAUUGUACAGAUUUCUUCUCUUGGGUUGAUAGAGCUGCCUCCACUGCAGUGCUCUCAGGAGGGCUUAUCCUGCAGUGUCCAAGUAAGCAGGCCAAACUGUUCAGUAAAAGACUGGGUGAAGCCGAGAUCCGAGGCUCCACAUCCGCAUCCUAUUGUAGCCUUCCAGUUUAAAUCCAAAGAAGAUGAGAAGAAUGAAACUGUCCCUGUGUUGUCUCUUACAAUGACACAGUAUUCUGAUGCAAACAUAUACAGCCUACAGGGGAUGAAGGUGUAUGUGCAUGAAAUUACCACAAACAACAGUUUGUGUUUUUGUUAUAUCUUCAAGGACAACUUCUCCUGGAUCCAGCGGCCAGACUUCGAGGCGUGGUCUUUUGCACUGGAUCAAAUUGUCGUUGAUCCAGGAAUGACAUAUCAGGUUUCAGUGUCUAAUUUACCAAAGCCAGAUAUCGGGGGACAUGCAAAACUUCUCAACAUAACAAUUCCAGGUUGUGAACAUCGUAAAUACCGAAGCCUCCGUGUCUGCUUGGAGAACGGAAGCCAAUGGGAUCCAAACAUGACAUGGUCAGUGAGAGAUGACGGAGGACACAGAGUCACGAUCGAUCUGAUAUUUAACACAGCAGAGUUCUCAGACAUGUACAAAGUAUACAUUUAUUCAGCUGAUUUCCACAAGGAGCUGUCACAUACAGUCUCAAGGGACAAUCGUACUUCAAUCAGCGUCAAUUUCUCUCUGAACCCUUGGCAGAUAAAACGCUGUGAGAUCUUCUUUGGGAUUAAACCCCACUUUAUACGAUGCAUGCAAAAGUGUUCACAUCACCAACAGAAGGUUAAUAUUUGCUCCUAUUAUUCCAUUCCUUCCACCAAGAGACAGUACAUGGUUUGGACACUUUUAGCCCAAACAGCACUGAUAUUCUGUGCUUUUAUAGCUGUUUUGCUGCACAACAGAAUUCGAGCCAUUCAUACAGAUCCAAAUUCUUCCUCUCAUAACACCACAGACAAGAGCAACCCGGAAGUUGUUUCAGUGCACGAGCGCAGUAAAGUCCUGAUCAUCUACUCUCAGGACCAUCCUAUGUACACAGACAUCGUCUUAAAGCUGUGUGCUUUCCUCAGGUCCAAAUGUGCAACUGAAGUCACACUCGACCUGCUGGACUCUACAUACCUGAGCAGUAUAGGUAGUAUCCAGUGGCUGGACAUGCAGAAUAAGAGCCUUACCAAGUCUACUGAUAAAAUACUCAUCCUGUGUUCUCCGGGAGUGUGUGCCAAAUGGAAUGCCAUGUGCAGAGGGCGCAGGGUGAUGACCCGGGAGGACGCACGCUCACCCAUGGGGGAUAUGCUGACCCCUGCUCUCAGUCUCAUCAUACCAGAAUUUGUGUGCGCUCCAUCAUUUGGGAAGUAUGCUGUAGCAUAUUUCAAUGACGUUUGCAGUGAGAAGGAUGUGCCUGCUCUGUUUCAUGUGGCUGUAAAAUACCAGCUGAUGAAGCAAUUUGAAGAGCUUUUCUUCAGACUCCUGAACAAGGAGAAGUACGAACCUGGAAGAAUUAAACACGUUGAUGGACUUGGAAUCGAUGACUACCACAUCUGUCCAUCUGGCAGAGCCUUAAGAGAUGCCAUUAGGGCAUUUCAGGCAUACCAUCUAUCGAAUCCAAACUGGUUUGAAUUGGAGCUUUUAGACGUACAUGAAGAAGUUGAAUAGAAUGCCAACUGAAAUCUAAUCUCCUGUUCUAAACGUUCAAAUGCCAGAGGCAAACUGAGUAGUCAGAUCUACAAAAUAAAACAAAGAGAAAAGAAAAACAGAUAAAACAUCAAUGUUGUGACAGCUUUCUGUAUUAGCAGGAUAUGAAUCACUAAAGUUUAUAAAAUAUAGUUGACUAAAUGUACUUACUUUAUUGAUUCCUACAGGAAUUUUUGGAGAAAUUAUGCAAAUAGUGGAUUAUAAUUAGUGAUAGAUCAAAUAAUCGAUAAUUUCAGAUUCAUACUCUUGCCAAAUGUACAAAAUGAUCUUACUUUAACUUACAUUAAUAUGCUUUUAAUUUGCAUAGCAAUGCAAAUGUUUAAUAAUAAUAUUGUGAAUUUUCUUUUCAUUAAGAGUUGAUGAUUUCGUGGCUAAUAAUAAUGACUCCGGGGAUAAAACAUUGUAUUAGUGUCAUAAAAAUAUACCCCCCCAAGUAAUAUGUUAAUGUAUUUACUCCUAUAAAUAUAAAAAUAUCUACAAUUUUUUUGAUGAUUAUUGGAAAGGUUUUCAGCAUUAAGUAAUUGUGCUGAAAGAAAUAUAUUAAA